AGACGUCAAAUAACGACCCAUCCUUCGGCCGGUCGACGAGCUUGCCAAUUCCCAGUUCAGCCUCUUUGGCAUUUCUGCUGAAGCCCGACGAGCUCUAGUGUCUGGCGACUCUUCACAACAUUCCCGCUCCAUUCAAGCUCCACCUUCACUUGUGACCAUGGGAUCGCUCAUCUGGGACGCCGAGAACCGAUGGGUCGGCAAGCAGCCGUGGUGGAAGGAUGCCACCUUCUAUCAAGUCUACCCGGCGAGCUUCAAGGACUCGAACGGCGAUGGAUGGGGCGAUCUUCCCGGCCUCAUUUCUGAGAUUGACUACCUCAGCGACCUCGGCGUCGACGUCGUCUGGGUGUCGCCCAUUUUCGAGAGUCCCCAGAAGGACAUGGGCUACGACGUGUCAGACUACCAGAAGAUCUACGCGCCGUAUGGCACGAUUGAAGACGUCGAUACUCUGCUUGUGGAAUGCCACAAAAGGGGACUCAAGGUCAUCCUCGACCUCGUCGUCAACCACACCUCGAUUGAGCACGAAUGGUUCAAGAGCUCAAGGUCAUCAAAGGACGACCCGAAGAGAGACUGGUACAUCUGGAAACCAGCUCGCUACGACGAGAACGGCGUGCGCCACCCGCCGACAAACUGGCGAGGGUACUUUGCCGGUCCGACAUGGACGUGGGAUGAGCACACGCAGGAGUACUACCUGCACCUCUACGCGCCAGACCAGCCGGAUCUGAACUGGGACAACGACGAUUGCCGCGAAGCCAUCUACGACAACACGAUGCGCUUCUGGCUGGACCGCGGCGUGGACGGGUUCCGCAUCGACACGGUCAACAAGUACUCCAAGCGACGGGACUUUGUCGACGCUCCCAUCACGGACCCGGCUUCGUCCCACCAGCCGGCUCCGGAGAUGUGGUGCAACGGACCGCGCAUCCACGAGUUCAUCCACGAGAUGCACCACAAGGUUCUCGGCCCCUACAACGCCGUCUCUGUGGGAGAGCUGUCCCUCACACCUCACCCUUCGCAAGUCAUCCCAUACGUCUCUGCGGCGGCCAAGGAGUUGGACAUGGUGUUUGAAUUCACCAUGAUCCGGCUCGGCAACGGGAACGGCUUCGGGGAUAAAUACAUCUACCAGCCGUUUCCUCUUUCCACACUCAAGGCCGUCACUCACAAGUGGCAGAGCUUCAUCGAGGGCACCGACGCGUGGGCGACGGCAUUCUGCGAGAACCACGACAACGGCCGAGCCGUGAAUCGCUUCGGAGAUGCCUCGACGCCCGAGUGGUGGCUCAAGUCCAGCAAGACCAUUGCGCUCUGGCAGGCCACGCUCACGGGCACGCUGUUUCUGUACCAGGGCCAGGAGAUUGGCAUGACCAACAUGCCCAAGUCCUGGGGCAUCGAAGAGUACAAGGACAUUGAGAGCAACAAUUUCUACGCCGAGGCCGUCGAGUCGGGCGAUGAGAAGCGCGUCCAGGCUACGAUGCAUGGCCUGCAGAUAAUGGGCCGCGAUCAUGCCCGGAUUCCGUUCCAGUGGGACGACUCUGCCAACGCGGGCUUCACGAGUGUCGGCGCGAAGCCGUGGAUGCGGGUGCACGACGAAUACAGAGAAAUCAACGUCGUGAAGCAAACCAAGGAUACAAACUCCAUCCUGAACUUUUACAAGCACGCUCUGAAAAUGCGGAAGCAGUACCGGGACUUGUUCGUCUUUGGCUCGUUCAAGCUGCUGGACCCGAGUGACGAGUCUGUCUUUGCCUACAUCAAAGAAAGCCCCGCGCCAGUUAAUGGCCAGGAUGGAGUAAAGAGACGCGCCGUGGUCCUUCUCAACAUGUCUCAGGAAGAGAGGCUCUGUUUGGAUGUUUGCAAGGCGUUGGGUUGUGCACCUGCUGAGACACACCUGCUUCUUAGUACAACGGCACAGAGUGGAGGUCUGAAGGGAGGCCGGCCGACACUGGCAGGAUGGGAGAGCAGGGUUUAUGUUAAUUUUUGUCUUUAGUAGAGAAUCUACGUCGGUCGUUGUCCUGAGUCGUGGGCCGUCGCGCCUUGCUCUGUUAUACCGGGCCCGGGUCGCUUUUAAUUGAUCGUUAUUCGGCUUAUAAGAGCCUGUUCUGAAGACAGUUCCCGGAUGCUUUAAUUACUGAGUUUAUUUGGUCUUCGUUAGAAUUUGUUCAAGUCAACCCAUUUCGUUGCUUCAUCGAUCACCAAAUAGGUACCGGCAGUCCUAAACGUUUCCAUAUCUACAGCCCCAAUAUGAAUACGAGCUCACCU
Molecule: messenger RNA, 2247 nt
Organism: Ilyonectria robusta
Lineage: Eukaryota; Fungi; Ascomycota; Sordariomycetes; Hypocreales; Nectriaceae
Product: glycoside hydrolase superfamily
Exons: 1
Coding region: 158-1975 (605 amino acids)
Biological process (GO): oligosaccharide catabolic process
Molecular function (GO): alpha-amylase activity
Source: RefSeq, a predicted model, not a curated record